Linum tenue is the source of this 1119-nucleotide messenger RNA. The record is from the annotation of a GenBank genome assembly. NCBI's taxonomy places the organism in Eukaryota, Viridiplantae, Streptophyta, Magnoliopsida, Malpighiales, Linaceae.
AAAAAUCUCAUCAUGGAGCUGUUCCUUGAAUUCUCCUUGACCCUUUUCUUCUCCUUCCUCUUCUCCUUCAUCGUCUCCAAGCUCCUCUCCGUUUCCUCUUCCACUUUUACGGGCUCCGGUGACGAUUACCCAGGAGGUGCUUUCAAUUGCGUCAAACUCAAGCGCAAUAGGAUAAGGACCAGGAAUGUCCGCUCCUCCAAACCGGAGAAAACAGUUGGUUUUGCUGCAGAAUUCGUUCAAGUAGAGGAAUUCAGCAGAUUCAGCUACAGAGAUAAUGGCAGAGGUCUUGCAUCACCGACAAACAAAGAACCGAGGGCAGAGGAGUUCAGCGAGCGGGGGAGUUUGGAUUGCGACGAAAUUGAGAUGUUGGAUUUGGGCGGGGCGGUCGCGUUGGAAUGUGAAAUUGUUGAGGUUUCAGAGUGCGGAGACGAUUUGGUGGAGGUGGGUUGGGUGAAGAAUGCAGGUAUGGUGUUUGAUGAAUGGCAAGGGGUGGAGAGAAGUGAGUUGGAGCGGCUUUUCGGUGCUGCUGUCGCUUAUGUUGGCUCUACCCUCGCUGCUGCUAAUUAUUCGCAUCCGCGAAACGAGUUGAAGUUGCAGCUUUAUGGGCUUCACAAGAUCGCCAUUGAUGGCCCCUGCCAUGCUCCCCGGCCCAUGGCCUUGAAGGUUUCUGCUCGUGCAAAGUGGAAUUCAUGGCAGCAACUGGGAGACAUCAACCGAGACGAAGCUAUGGAGCAGUACAUCAACCUCCUCUCGAGCCACAUUCCAGAAUGGAGGAAAACCCUUCUUCCGGUUAAGUCUUAAUUACUAAAAACACCAUUUUUUUUAAUUUUUAUUUUUAACUCGAGCAGUUUCAAUAGAGAAAGGACACUUGCAACUUGCAAGUAGUCAUUUAGAGUCUGGAAUCUACAGAAGGUUUUCCAAGAUUGGGAGGUUCAGUUAGUUUAAUAAGUGAAUGAGAAGGGGAUGGCUGGAACCUAGCUAACCGUGCAAAUACCAGUUGUUAAUUUCCUCAUUCUCUAUUCUUUGUAAAGUUGUGUAUACAGUAAAGAUUUUCACGUUCAUAGAAUUGAAUGCAGAAACAUUUGGUUUCCUAGAGAGUAGAGACAAGGGAUGAAGAUC